AUGAAAAACGAGACCCGACACAAAGACAGAGGGUUGUUCAUCGACAACAUCGUCGAGAAUCGCAAUGAAGAGCUGACUGACGAGUGCUACAACGUCAAUUGGCGGUUGGAGUUCGAGGACGGCUUCUCCACGAUGAUUCACGUUCCCAUCCCCCACGCCGUCGCCUUCCCCGAUGAGAAAAUCCGCGCCGAGGCCGCGGCCAUGAUGCUCAUCCGCGACAACACAACCAUCCCCGUGCCCGAGGUCUACGCCUGGUGCACCUCGGCCGAUAACCCCACAGGCUACGGGCCGCUCAUCGUUAUGGAGUAUAUCGAGCACGCUCAGUCUCUGGAAAAGAUCAUCAGGGACCAGAUAAAGGCGGCGGGGAGCAGUAGCCCAAAGAAGCCUCUUACGGACAGCAAGCUGCUUAAAGCCUACCGCCAGAUGGCCAACAUCAUGCUUCAGCUGUCAACUAUCGAGGGCUCAGCCAUAGGUUUUCCAUCUGCUAUGGCAGACAUGCAACUCGCCCAUCUGGCCCUGCAGCACAACAACGCGGUGACAAGUCCUCUAGACGGCCGCGAGAAGUCCGUUGCGCGGCAACUAUUCCGGAAGCUGGCCAGGGAGGGACGGCUGGCCGCGGACGAGGAGGAGGACCACGGCAAUACUACUGCGAGGCAGCAGAAGGAGGCUUUCAAGCUGUGGUGCGACGACAUGCGGCCCGCGAGCGUGCUGCUCAACGACAACGACGACGUGGUUGGCGUCGUCGACUGGGAGAUGUCUUAUUUCGCUCCCGCAUCCUUCCAUAAUAACCCGCCCUGGGAUCUGCAGCUCUUGGCCAUCAACGAAGGAGCCGAGGACGGGCGUCCGUCAACAUUAAUAUUCAAACGAAUGAAGCGGAACUGGGAGAAUGGAACAUUCUUCGUGGAUUAUUAUACACGGAUAAACUAUGGUUUCAAUCCAUUUUACUGGAAGUACGUGGACAAGAAGUUCUUUGAAAAGAACAAGAAGACUAACCUGCUGCUUAAGAAAGGCGGGUACAAGGGCAGACUUCACCUUCUUUCCGAAAAGGAGAGGGCGCAGAUGGAGCCAUUCAUUGCAUGGAAGCUGGAAGACCGCGAAGAUGAGAAGGUGGUCGAGUGGGACGAGAAAGACGCCCAAGCCGUUCUGGAAGCGUGUUUGGCGGGGACGCUGGGAGAGAUGGAUAUACCGAAACCACGCGUGAUCCCGUGGACCAUGACGGACCGUCCGGAUUCCCCAUAG
This is a messenger RNA of Diaporthe citri, 1239 nucleotides long. RefSeq lists its product as uncharacterized. NCBI's taxonomy places the organism in Eukaryota, Fungi, Ascomycota, Sordariomycetes, Diaporthales, Diaporthaceae. The transcript has 4 exons. Bases 1 to 1239 code for a protein of 412 amino acids. The record is from RefSeq and is a predicted model, not a curated record.